AUGCAUUCGAUGUGCCGAACAGCUUGCCAGAAUCCUGUGCAACCGGCUGUGCGGCCAGGUUGCAUCAUCAACAACAACAACAAGAACAACAUAUUUGUGCCAGAGCUCAAGGCGCCGCUGCUGGCGGAUGCGGAGGCCCAACCGCAAUUAGACUCGACUGCGCAUGCGAGUGCGGCGCACAUACGCAAGAAGCGUCUCGUUUGGAUCACGGACGAUGGCCGCUUGGCGCUGCCGCCGGGCACCUCGCUGACAUUUACGCCAACAAUUGCGAUGCCUUUGGUGCGACAUCCGCCCGAGGGCUUCUUCUCCAAUCUGACCAUCAGUUUUCCCGUCACGAUUGACUUCGACAAGCUCGGCUUGACCGACAAUCAGAAUCCUUUGGGCGAUCUGCCCUUCUUCGCGCGCUCCUUUGGCCAUGGCGCGGGCCAAAUGGUCGGCGAGUACGUGUCCCGUUAUCUGCAUGUGCAGCGCCGCAAACGUGAUCUGAGCAGCACGCAGGAUGACAGCAAACCCUUUAGGGUGGAGGAUAUGCUGCAGUAUCCGGAGCUGCCCGCUGGCCUGAAGCACAUCUUCCAUGGCGGCGAACGUGUCCUGCUCUAUGGCGUCGUCGAGGACUUUCUGGCCACCUUUGGCAUGGAUGGGAAGGCGUGUCUGUUGCGCACCAUUUGCGAGAUGCACUCACGCAGCCUGGACAAGUUUGGCGUCUUCGGCGAGAUGACCAAGCUGUUUCUAACGGUAACUAAAUCGCCGUUUGCGGAGCUAAUACCCGAGUAUGUGCGCGCCCAGCGCGUGGGCGAGGGCAAACAGGCGCCGGGCGAAUGUUUUCCCUACUACAAGGCCUGCCCCAAGAGCAUAUUCAAGGCGCUGGCCAACAAAUACAGCGCACAGGCGGCAACGACAACGACGAGAGACAAAACAACGACGACAACGACAACGACCCGGCCUGUGGGGGAGUAUCAGGAGCAGCAGGCGGUGCUGCUGCCAAACAGCGCCGAG
Molecule: messenger RNA, 996 nt
Organism: Drosophila virilis
Lineage: Eukaryota; Metazoa; Arthropoda; Insecta; Diptera; Drosophilidae
Source: RefSeq, a predicted model, not a curated record